Stegastes partitus (bicolor damselfish) is the source of this 1520-nucleotide messenger RNA. Its product is annotated as cysteinyl leukotriene receptor 1-like. Lineage: Eukaryota; Metazoa; Chordata; Actinopteri; Pomacentridae. The transcript has 2 exons. Gene Ontology annotation, cellular component: plasma membrane. The record is from RefSeq and is a predicted model, not a curated record. Gene Ontology annotation, biological process: G protein-coupled receptor signaling pathway. Gene Ontology annotation, molecular function: leukotriene receptor activity. The coding region runs from base 100 to 1149 and encodes 349 amino acids.
ACGCUGCUGCUGUGCUCAUCAGCCAGGAGAGAAAGCUCAACAUACCGGCAGCUCUGUUUCGACUCCAUACGAGAACUCAGCGCAGCGACAGCAGCACACAUGUGGCCACAAAUGGAUCAAGAGAAUCUGACGAACGGCGUAGAGAACAACCAGACUGACUGUCCGUCCAUCGACGACUUCAGGAACCAGGUUUACUCCACGUUCUACUCCCUCAUCACCCUGCUGGGCCUGGUGGGCAACGGCUUCGCCCUGGUGGUGCUGAUCAGGACGCACCGCCAGAGUUCGCCUUUCCAUGUGUACAUGCUGAACCUGGCCGUGUCCGAUCUGCUGUGCGUCAUGACGCUGCCGCUGCGAGUUCUCUACUACGUCAAAAAGGGCGAGUGGAACCAGGGGGACUUCCUGUGUCGCAUCAGCUCCUACGCCCUCUACGUCAACCUCUACUGCAGCAUUUACUUCAUGGCCGCCAUGUCGGUCACACGGUUCUUGGCCAUUGUGUUUCCUGUGCAGAACCUGCGGCUGAUGACCGAGAACCGAGCUCGCCUCGUGUGUUUGGGCAUCUGGGUGUUCAUCUGUUUCUCAUCCUCCCCUUUCCUGAUGUCAGGUCAGCUGAAAGACCCGGUCACCAAUAAAUUCAAAUGCUUCGAGCCUCCACGGGCCGACGGCGUGAAAAGACUAGUCAUGCUGAACUAUUUGUCUCUGGUGUUUGGCUUUAUAUUGCCCUUCGUGGUCAUCUUGGUCUGCUACGCCGGCAUCAUCCACACCCUGCUAUCUCGCAAACAUACCGCCCGGCGCAAUGUGGGCACCGGUUCCAAAGCCAUCCGAAUGAUCGUCAUCGUCCUGCUGACCUUCCUGAUCAGCUUCCUGCCUUACCACAUUCAACGCACCGUCCACCUGAACUUCCUGUCUCGGACUGACACCACCUGCUCAGAGAAGAUUGCCGUGCAGAAGUCGGUGGUGGUGACUCUGUGCCUUGCUGCUGCCAAUUCCUGCUUUGACCCGCUGCUUUAUUUUUUCUCCGGAGAGGGUUUCCGCAACCGCAUGUCCUCCAUGCGCAGGUCAAAUAUGAGCAAUCACGCGGACCGGCUGAACCAGCUGAAGCCCAUCACGUGUGCAGAAUUUGUGGAAGGCCAACAGCUGAAGCCCAGUUAAAGUAGACCGAGCAGACAGGGAUGUUUGGGAGCUCAGGAUGCUCUAAAUGACGGGAAUGUUGGAUGAUGAGAGCCAUAAAAAGAAGUUUUAACAGAAGUUACUGGUUUAAAUUAAGAGUAUUUAAACAUUUUAGCUAAAAGUCUCAGGAGGAAGUUUUCAUUCAUGUUGAUAUUUAUUAUUGUAUACUUUGCAUGCCUGUGAAAUAUUUAGAUCUGCAUUAGAAGUACAAAAUAAGAUGGUUUAUGGUGUUCCAGAAGUUACAAUGUGAUUACAAACAGAAGCUAUAAAUUAUAUCGAUAACGUUUAAUAAUGGGCUGCAAGGUGGCUCAGUGGUUAGCAUCAUCGCCUCACAGCAAGAACGUUGUCGGUUC